Molecule: messenger RNA, 4188 nt
Organism: Mesitornis unicolor (brown roatelo)
Lineage: Eukaryota; Metazoa; Chordata; Aves; Mesitornithiformes; Mesitornithidae
Product: neuroblast differentiation-associated protein AHNAK-like
Exons: 5
Coding region: 1-4188 (1395 amino acids)
Biological process (GO): regulation of RNA splicing
Cellular component (GO): nucleus; cytoplasm; costamere
Molecular function (GO): protein binding
Source: RefSeq, a predicted model, not a curated record
AUGGAGAAGGAGGAGGAGGAGACGCGGGAGCUGCUGCUCCCCAACUGGAAGGGCAGCGGCUCCCACGGCAUCACCAUCGACCAAACCGACGACGGCGUCUUCGUCCGGCGCGUGCAGCAGAACUCCCCGGCCGCCAAGAUGGGCGUCGUCAGGGAAGGGGAUCAGAUCGUGGGCGCCACCGUGUACUUCGACAAGCUGCAGUCCGGGGAGGUGGCGCAGCUCCUGGCCACCAUGGGGCACCACGCGGUGGGGCUGCGUCUGCAGCGCAAGGGGGACAGGUCCCCGCUGCCGGACCAGGCCUGGGCCCACGACGCCUUCGCCCCCGGCAGCCCCGAGGUCGUCCUGAGCGGCGACGACGAGGAGUACAGGAGGAUUUACACCACCAAGAUCAAGCCGCGGCUGAAGUCGGAGGAGGUGGUGGCGGAGGAGGCCGGCGGGACGCAGAGCAGGACCAUCACGGUCACCCGCAAGGUGACGGCCUACACCGUGGACGUCACCACCAGCGACGUCGACGUCCUCGGCCCUGAGUUCAAGAUCCGCAUCCCGGGCGACGGCGGGGACGGGAAAAGCGCCCAAGCCGUGGGCUGCGGCCUGGGCGUCCAGCACGGCCCAACGGUUCAAUCUCCCGCCCUCAACUUGGACGUCGGCCUCGGCGAGGCCCAAACCCCGACUGUGGACGUGGGGAAAGUCAAGAUUCCCGUCUUGAAAAUGCCCAAAUUUGGGUUCGCCGUCGACGCCCCGGCCCCACAGAUUGGGGUGGAUGUUGCCUCCUCGUCCGUCCAGGUCACAGCACCCGAAAUUUCAGCUCCUGCGGUUCAAGGCCCCAAGGUGGACGCGGGGCUGAAGGGCACCGUGGAGGUCCCCGUCAAAGGGGACUGGCAAGGCCCUGCCUUCAAGAAGGUUGAAACACCCCAAAUUUCGCUGGCGGACGUGAAGCUGAAGGGCCCCCAGGUGAAGGGGGACGUGGGCGUCACCGUCCCCAAAGUGGAAGGGGACAUCCAAGGACUGGGCCCGAAGGGUCUCAAGGUGGACGUGAAGGCCCCCGGCGUUGAAUUUGAAGGCCCAGGAGGUGGCCCCGUGGUCUCUGCGCCAGAUUUGGACGUCAACAUGAAGGGACCCAAGGGAGGAGUGGGCGUUUGUGUCCCAAAGGUGGGCGGUGACGUGAAGGGGCCCCAGUUUGACGUGAAGGGGCCCCAGUUUGACAUCAAAGGCCCCAAACUGGGAAUGGACGCACCCGACGUAGCUCUCAAAGGCCCUAAAAUUUCCAUGCCCGAUGUCGAUCUGCACCUGAAAGGUCCCAAAGUGAAAGGAGACCUCGGCGUUUCUGUCCCCAAACUGGAAGGGGACCUGAAAGCUCCUGAACUUGACAUUGAAGGCCCCAAAAUUGACAUUGAAGGCCCCAAAGUUGGCAUUGAAGGCCCAGACGUGGACAUCCACGCCCCAGAGAGCAAAGUGAAGUUUCCCAAGAUGAAAAUGCCCAAAUUUGGGGUACCUGGUGUGAAAGUGGAGUGCCCCGAUGUUGAUGUGACGCUCCCCAAGGGCGAGGUGGCCGUUUCUGGUCCCAAAGUUGAUGUGGCUGUGCCAAGUGUGGACAUCCAAGGGCCUGAAGGACACCUGAAGGGCCCCAAGGUGACGAUGCCCGAGAUGGGCUUCAAGACCCCCAAAAUUUCCAUGCCAGAUGUUGACCUGAACCUGAAAGGUCCCAAAGUCAAGGGAGACCUUGGUGUUUCUGUCCCCAAACUGGAAGGGGCCCUGAAAUCCCCAGGACUUGACAUCAAAGGCCCUGAAGUUGACAUCAAAGGCCCCAAAGUUGACGUUGAAGGCCCAGACGUGGACAUCCAUGCCCCAGAGGGCAAAGUGAAGUUUCCCAAGAUGAAAAUGCCCAAAUUUGGGGUACCUGGUGUGAAAGCGGAGUGCCCCGAUGUUGAUGUGACGCUCCCCAAGGGCGAGGUGGCCAUUUCUGGUCCCAAAGUUGAUGUGGCCGUGCCAAGCGUGGACAUCCAAGGGCCUGAAGGACACCUGAAGGGCCCCAAGGUGACGAUGCCUGAGAUGGGCUUCAAGACCCCCAAAAUCUCAAUGCCUGAGGUUGAUCUGAACCUGAAAGGCCCCAAAGUGAAAGGAGAUGUGGGUGUUUCUGUCCCCAAACUGGAAGGGGACCUGAAGGCUCCUGGGCUUGACAUCAAAGGCCCCAGAGUUGACAUUGAAGGCCCAGACGUGGACAUCCACGCCCCAGAGGGCAAAGUGAAGUUUCCCAAGAUGAAAAUGCCCAAAUUCGGGGUACCUGGUGUGAAAGCGGAGUGCCCCGAUGUUGAUGUGACGCUCCCCAAGGGCGAGGUGGCCAUUUCUGGUCCCAAAGUUGACGUCGCUGUGCCAAGCGUGGACAUCCAAGGGCCUGAAGGACACCUGAAGGGCCCCAAGGUGACGAUGCCUGAGAUGGGCUUCAAGACCCCCAAAAUUUCCAUGCCUGAGAUUGAUCUGAACCUGAAAGGUUCCAAAGUGAAAGGAGACCUUGGUGUUUCUGUCCCCAAACUGGAAGGGGACCUGAAGGCUCCUGGACUUGACAUCAAAGGCCCCAAAAUUGACAUUGAAGGCCCCAAAGUUGGCGUUGAAGGCCCAGAUGUGGACAUCCACGCCCCAGACGGCAAAGUGAAGUUUCCCAAGAUGAAAAUGCCCAAAUUUGGGGUACCCGGCCUGAAAGCGGAGUGCCCUGACGUUGAUGUGGCUUUUCCAAAGGGCGAAGUGGCCAUUUCUGGUCCCAAAGUUGACGUGGAUGUGCCAAGCGUGGCCAUUUCUGGUCCCAAAGUUGACAUGGAUGUGCCAAGCGUGGACAUCGGAGCGAAAGGGAAAGGUCUCAAAUUUAAAAUGCCCGAACUAAACGUCCAGACCCCAAAACUGUCCAUGCCUGAUGUCGAUCUGGGCUUGAAGGCUCCCAAACUGAAAGGAGACGCGGAGCUGAAAGGCCCCAAAAUCGACGUGGAAGGGCCCAAAGUGGACGUCGAUGUCCCCGAGGUGGACCUGGAAUGCCCAGAAGGGAAAAUAAAAGGCCCCAGAUUUAAGAUGCCAAAACUUAACAUCAAAACACCCAAAAUAUCCAUGCCCGAUGUGGAUUUGAACCUGAAGGGGCAUAAAAUGAAGGGAGAGAUGGACAUUUCUGUCCCAAAGAUCGAGGGGGACGUGAAAGGCCCCGGCGUUAACGUCAAGGGACCCAAAUUGGACGUGGAGGUCCCGGAUGUCAACCUGGAGUGUCCUGAAGCCAAACUGAAAAUGCCGAAAAUUAAAACGCCGCACGUGAGCGUGUCCGGCCCCAAAUUUGAGGGAGCCGAUGUAGACAUCAACCUCCCAAAAGCAGAGGUGGACAUUUCAGGGCCGGACGUGGAUAUUGAAGGGCCAGAGUUGGACGUGGCGGGAGGGGAAGGCAAAUGGAAAGGCCCCAAGUUCAGGAUGCCCAAACUGAACAUCAAAAGCCCCAAAAUCUCCAUGCCGGAUGUUGACUUGAACCUGAAGGGGCCCAAAGUGAAGGGAGAUGUGGACGUCACAGCUCCAAAGAUCGAAGGGGAGUUGAAAGGACCAGAAGUGGACUUGAAGGGCCCCAAAAUUGACGUUGAGGCGCCCGGCGUGGAUUUGGAGUGUCCUGAGUGUCCUGAGGCAAAGCUGAAGGGUGCCCCCAAAAUCUCCAUGCCCGACAUCGACCUGAACCUGAAAGGUCCCAAAGUGAAGGGAGAUGUGGAUGUGUCCGUUCCCAAGCUGGAAGGUGACCUGAAGGGCCCAGAAAUUGAUAUCAAAGGCCCCAAAGUUGAUGUUGACCUUCCUGAUGUUGAGCUGGAAGGCCCAGAGGGGAAGCUGAAGGGUUCCAAGUUCAAGAUGCCCGAAAUGCACUUCAAGGCCCCCAAAAUCUCCAUGCCUGAUGUUGACAUUGACCUGAAAGGGCCCAAAGUGAAAGGGGGCGUUGAAGUCGCAGCUCCAAAGAUCGAGGGUGACCUGAAGUGUCCUGACGUGGACAUCAAGGGGCCCAAAGUUGACAUUGAUGUGCCAGAUGUGGACAUUCAUGGCCCAGAGGGGAAAUUCAAAAUGCCCAAGUUCAAGAUGCCCAAAUUUGGGGUUCCUGGCUUCAAAGCAGAAGGCCCAGAGGUGGACGUGAACCUGCCCACAGGAAAUUUGGAUGUGUCUGGUCCCAAAGUGGAAAUUUAA